Molecule: messenger RNA, 2221 nt
Organism: Lemur catta (Ring-tailed lemur)
Lineage: Eukaryota; Metazoa; Chordata; Mammalia; Primates; Lemuridae
Gene: RAB2A
Product: RAB2A, member RAS oncogene family
Exons: 8
Coding region: 349-987 (212 amino acids)
Cellular component (GO): Golgi apparatus
Molecular function (GO): GTPase activity; GTP binding
Source: RefSeq, a predicted model, not a curated record
GGCGGGGCUCCGGCCGGCGGGGCGCGGCCGGCGUGCGGAGCUCCUCCCCUUUCCUCCGGCGGCGCCGGCGGCCGCAACACUUCCGGGUCGGCGCGGAGGCGGGGCGGAGGCGCCGCGGCGGCUGUUAUUGUUCGACUGGGCUCGGCCGGGUGCUGUCUCUCUCGACUUCGCUGGUGUCAGUUUGUCCGGCUUCCUCUCAGCCCCUCACUCCCGGCGGCUGACAGCGGCGGCGGCGGCGGCGGGCGGGGCCUGGCGUUUCGAGGCCGAGGAGCGCGGGGGUGAGGGGCGCGGAGGAGGAGCAGUAGCAGGAGGAGGAGCCGUGUGCCCUGGCACUGAGCGGCCGCGGCCAUGGCGUACGCCUAUCUCUUCAAGUACAUCAUCAUCGGCGACACAGGUGUUGGUAAAUCAUGCUUAUUGCUACAGUUUACAGACAAGAGGUUUCAGCCAGUGCACGACCUUACUAUUGGUGUGGAGUUUGGUGCUCGAAUGAUAACUAUUGAUGGGAAACAGAUAAAGCUUCAGAUAUGGGAUACAGCAGGGCAAGAGUCUUUUCGUUCUAUCACACGGUCAUAUUACAGAGGUGCAGCAGGAGCUUUACUAGUGUAUGAUAUUACAAGGAGAGAUACGUUCAACCACUUGACAACCUGGUUAGAAGAUGCUCGCCAGCAUUCCAAUUCCAACAUGGUCAUUAUGCUUAUUGGAAAUAAAAGUGAUUUAGAAUCCAGAAGAGAAGUAAAAAAAGAAGAAGGUGAAGCUUUUGCCCGAGAACAUGGACUUAUCUUCAUGGAAACUUCUGCUAAGACUGCUUCCAAUGUAGAAGAGGCAUUUAUAAAUACAGCAAAAGAAAUUUAUGAAAAAAUCCAAGAGGGAGUCUUUGACAUUAAUAAUGAGGCAAAUGGCAUUAAAAUUGGCCCUCAGCAUGCUGCUACUAAUGCAACACAUGCAGGCAAUCAGGGAGGACAGCAGGCCGGGGGAGGCUGCUGUUGAGUCUGUUUUUACUCUCUAGCUGCCCGAAUGGGGCCUACUCACUCACUCCUUCACCCUCUCUCCUCCUGCUCAGCUGAGACAUGAAACUAUUUGAAAUGGCUUUAUGUCACGGAAGACUUUAAUCCUUUAAAUUCUUGUAUAACUUUGAAUAAAUGGUUAAUGUUCACUUAAAAGACAGAUUUUGGAGAUUGUAUUCAUAUCUAUUUGCAUUUGAUUUCUAGGUCAAUGGAUGUGAUUAUUUUUGUUAAAUGUUGUCUUGUGCCCUUAACUACGAGCUGAAUUGUAUUAAACACUACAAAGUCAUCUUGAGUAUUUUAAAUCAGUCCGUGUAGUUAGGUUUCCCAGCACCUGUGGUUACCUAAUGUUUAAUAUGAUAGAACUGUCCUCAAAAAGUUUGUCAAUUUUCAAGGCCAUAAGGAAAAGCAGAAGGACUCUUUUGAUUUUGUAUUUAUCAUUUACUUUCUGUAUAUAUAGUUUAAUAACCUGCUUGGGUGUAAUUUGCCAAGCUUGAAUUCUUUAAUGCAUUUGCAUAAAUUCUAUACUGUUUAGAGCUUAAAGCUACAGAAGCAUUGUUAGAAAUUGCUUGGACACUAAAUUUUAAACUUUUUGACAUUGUUAACAAGCAUGUUCAUCUUUUCUUGUCACUAGUCCAAGAACAAUAUGCUUAAUGUACAUUACUAAAGGCUUUGUAUGUAUUAACCUGUUUUAAUGCCAAAAGUUUGCUAUUUGUCCACAAUUUCUUUAAGGCCUCUUCAGAAAAGGAUUGUUUGCCUUAAUGAAUACUGUUGGGAAAAAACACAGUAUAAUGAGUGAAAAGGGCAGAAGCAAGAAAUUCCUACAUCUUAGCGACUCCAAGAAGAAUGAGUAUCCACAUGUAGAUGGCCCAUUAUGAGGACUUUAAUCUUUCCUUAAACACAAUAAUGUUUUCUUUUCUUUUAUUCACAUGAUUUCUAAGUAUAUUUUUCAUGCAGGACAGUUUUUCAACCUUGAUGUACAGUGACUGUGUAAAAUUUUUCUUUCAGUGGCAACCUCUAUAAUCUUUAAAAUAUGGUAAGCAUCUUGUAUGUUUUGAAGGGGAUAUGAGAAUAAAUCUACCAGAUGGAAAAUCCUGUUAAAAAGUAGAAAAGCUUUAGUAAUUUUACUCAGUGUGGUGGUUUUAUCCUUUUUUUCUUUCUCUCCCUUGGUCUAUAAUGAAAUUGUUAUAGCAGUGCAAAAUAAAAUCCUAUGUAUAAAA